AUGGAUUUCGAACAUCGCGGUUCGGGAAGGCCCCUCGUGGUUACGUUGAAACUUCGAUCACCACUCAACUCCCCCUUCCCUACACAUCUGCGCAUCCCAUCCCAUGAGAAAGGAGGGCUGGAAGGCGACGAGGAGGAGGAAGCGAGGAGAGGAGGGCUUGAAGGCAACGUGGAGGAGGAAGCGAGGAGAGGAGGGCUGGAAGGCAACGAGGAGGAGGAAGCGAGGAGAGGAGGGCUGGAAGGCAACGAGGAGGAGGAAGCGAGGAGAGGAGGGCUGGAAGGCAACGAGGAGGAGGAAGCGAGGAGAGGAGGGCUGGAAGGCAACGAGGAGGAGGAAGCGAGGAGAGGAGGGCUGGAAGGCAACGAGGAGGAGGAAGCGAGGAGAGGAGGGCUGGAAGGCCCUUCCCUACGCAUCACACAACUCCCUUCCCUACUCAUUCCGCACGCCCCGGUCCUGUCCAUGCGCAUCACACAACUCCCUUCCCUACUCAUUCCGCACGCCCCAUGCCUGUCCAUGCGCAUCACACAACUCCCUUCCCUACUCAUUCCGCACGGCCCAUGCCUGUCCAUGCGCAUCACACAACUCCCUUCCCUACUCAUUCCGCACGCCCCAUGCCUGUCCAUGCGCAUCACACAACUCCCUUCCCUACUCAUUCCGCACGCCCCCUGCCUGUCCAUGCGCAUCACACAACUCCCUUCCCUACUCAUUCCGCACGGCCCAUGCCUGUCCAUGCGCAUCACACAACUCCCUUCCCUACUCAUUCCGCACGCCCCAUGCCUGUCCAUGCGCAUCACACAACUCCCUUCCCUACUCAUUCCGCACGCCCCCUGCCUGUCCAUGCGCAUCACACAACUCCCUUCCCUACUCAUUCCACACGCCCCAUGCCUGUCCAUGCGCAUCACACAACUCCCUUCCCUACUCAUUCCGCACGCCCCAUGCCUGUCCAUGCGCAUCACACAACACUCCCUUCCCUACUCAUUCCGCACGCCCCAUGCCUGUCCAUGCGCAUCACACAACACUCCCUUCCCUACUCAUUCCGCACGCCCCAUGCCUGUCCAUGCGCAUCACACAAUUCCCUUCCCUACUCAUUCCGCACGCCCCAUGCCUGUCCAUGCGCAUCACACAACUCCCUUCCCUACUCAUUCCGCACGCCCCCUGCCUGUCCAUGCGCAUCACACAACUCCCUUCCCUACUCAUUCCGCACGGCCCAUGCCUGUCCAUGCGCAUCACACAACUCCCUUCCCUACUCAUUCCGCACGCCCCAUGCCUGUCCAUGCGCAUCACACAACUCCCUUCCCUACUCAUUCCGCACGCCCCCUGCCUGUCCAUGCGCAUCACACAACUCCCUUCCCUACUCAUUCCGCACGCCCCAUGCCUGUCCAUGCGCAUCACACAACUCCCUUCCCUACUCAUUCCGCACGCCCCCUGCCUGUCCAUGCGCAUCACACAACUCCCUUCCCUACUCAUUCCACAUGCCCCAUGCCUGUCCAUGCGCAUCACACAACUCCCUUCCCUACUCAUUCCGCACGCCCCAUGCCUGUCCAUGCGCAUCACACAACACUCCCUUCCCUACUCAUUCCGCACGCCCCAUGCCUGUCCAUGCGCAUCACACAACUCCCUUCCCUACUCAUUCCGCACGCCCCAUGCCUGUCCAUGCGCAUCACACAAUUCCCUUCCCUACUCAUUCCGCACGCCCCAUGCUUGUCCAUGCGCAUCACACAACUCCCUUCCCUACUCAUUCCUCACGGCCCAUGCCUGUCCAUGCGCAUCACACAAUUCCCUUCCCUACUCAUUCCGCACGCCCCAUGCCUGUCCAUGCGCAUCACACAACUCCCUUCCCUACUCAUUCCGCACGCCCCCUGCCUGUCCAUGCGCAUCACACAACUCCCUUCCCUACUCAUUCCACACGCCCCAUGCCUGUCCAUGCGCAUCACACAACUCCCUUCCCUACUCAUUCCGCACGCCCCAUGCCUGUCCAUGCGCAUCACACAACACUCCCUUCCCUACUCAUUCCGCACGCCCCAUGCCUGUCCAUGCGCAUCACACAAUUCCCUUCCCUACUCAUUCCGCACGCCCCAUGCCUGUCCAUGCGCAUCACACAACUCCCUUCCCUACUCAUUCCGCACGCCCCAUGCCUGUCCAUGCGCAUCACACAACUCCCUUCCCUACUCAUUCCGCACGCCCCCUGCCUGUCCAUGCGCAUCACACAACUCCCUUCCCUACUCAUUCCACAUGCCCCAUGCCUGUCCAUGCGCAUCACACAACUCCCUUCCCUACUCAUUCCGCACGCCCCAUGCCUGUCCAUGCGCAUCACACAACACUCCCUUCCCUACUCAUUCCGCACGCCCCAUGCCUGUCCAUGCGCAUCACACAACUCCCUUCCCUACUCAUUCCGCACGCCCCAUGCCUGUCCAUGCGCAUCACACAAUUCCCUUCCCUACUCAUUCCGCACGCCCCAUGCUUGUCCAUGCGCAUCACACAACUCCCUUCCCUACUCAUUCCUCACGGCCCAUGCCUGUCCAUGCGCAUCACACAAUUCCCUUCCCUACUCAUUCCGCACGCCCCAUGCCUGUCCAUGCGCAUCACACAACUCCCUUCCCUACUCAUUCCGCACGCCCCCUGCCUGUCCAUGCGCAUCACACAACUCCCUUCCCUACUCAUUCCACACGCCCCAUGCCUGUCCAUGCGCAUCACACAACUCCCUUCCCUACUCAUUCCGCACGCCCCAUGCCUGUCCAUGCGCAUCACACAACACUCCCUUCCCUACUCAUUCCGCACGCCCCAUGCCUGUCCAUGCGCAUCACACAAUUCCCUUCCCUACUCAUUCCGCACGCCCCAUGCCUGUCCAUGCGCAUCACACAACUCCCUUCCCUACUCAUUCCGCACGCCCCAUGCCUGUCCAUGCGCAUCACACAACUCCCUUCCCUACUCAUUCCGCACGCCCCAUGCCUGUCCAUGCGCAUCACACAACUCCCCCUUCCCUACUCAUUCCGCGCGUCCCAUGCCUGUCCAUGCGCAUCACACAACUCUCCCUUCCCUACUCAUUCCGCGCGUCCCAUGCCUGUCCAUGCGCAUCACACAACUCCCCCUUCCCUACUCAUUCCGCGCGUCCCAUGCCUGUCCAUGCGCAUCACACAACGCACCCUCCCGUACACGCACCCUCCCACACCACUCGUCCACUAA
This is a messenger RNA of Closterium sp. NIES-65, 3183 nucleotides long. NCBI's taxonomy places the organism in Eukaryota, Viridiplantae, Streptophyta, Zygnematophyceae, Desmidiales, Closteriaceae. The record is from the annotation of a GenBank genome assembly.